AUGAUCCUUCCCCAGGUUGGGGCCAUCAUCUUCUCCGACGACGCAGUCCUUGGCGAGAAGAGUCGUUGGCAGUGCAACCACAGGAAGAGUCCUGAAAAUGUGUUCUUCCAAACCGAUUCGGACUUUGCUGGAUUCAGUGAUCCAGCAAGUUGGCUCAUUGACGACAAACCAUUGCUACACAUGAACAUGGUCCCAGGAGCAUUAGUGAGUUAG
Molecule: messenger RNA, 213 nt
Organism: Strongylus vulgaris
Lineage: Eukaryota; Metazoa; Nematoda; Chromadorea; Rhabditida; Strongylidae
Source: the annotation of a GenBank genome assembly